AUGGCUCUUAAGGGUUCCCCAGUGCUGCCCGGAUGCUUCUAAUGCUGACGGGCGUCCCUAGUGCUGUUUCGGGGGGGGCCCCAGUGCUGCUCAGGGGUCCCAAAUACUGAAGAGUCCCUGGUGUUGCUCGGGGGUCCUCAAUGCUGCUUAGGGAUCCCCGGUGCUGCCCGGAGUGUCCCCAGUGUUGCUUGGGGGUUCCCAGUGCUUCCCAUGGGUCUCUAUUGCUUCUCAGGGGUCCCCAGUGCUGCCCAGAUGCCUCUAAUGCUGCUAGGUAUCCCCAGCACUGCCUGGAGGUCCCCAAUGCUACUAAGGGGGUCCCCAGUGCUGCUCAGGAUGUCCCCAAUGCUGACCAGGGGUCCCCAGUGCUGCUGGGGGUCCCCAUUUUCGUCCCUCGCUGUCUCUCUGCAGGCAGCAAUGCCCGUGGAGCCCCUGAUCUGCUCCGACACGGCCACACGGGUGAGCUCCGUGCUCAACCGGGAUGUGAAGCAGUUUGGGAAGAAGCACAUGUUCGAUGCGAGCGAGGAGACAUGUUGGAACUCAGACCAGAGCCCCUGGUGUCAUUCCUGCCCUCAGGGUACAUGCCAGUGGGUCAUUCUGGAUUUCCCCCGCUGUGUCAAGAUCUCGCAGCUUCACAUCCAGUUCCAGGGGGGAUUCUCCAGCCGGCUGUGCACACUGGAAGGGUGCAGAGAAGGCGAAGAACUGGAGCGAAUCUCCACCCUGUACCCCGAGGACAGCAACGCCAUGCAGAGGUUCCAGGUGGAGGAGACGGUGCUGGAUAAGCUGAAGAUCACGUUUGAGAACAGCACUGACUUCUUUGGGAGGAUCGUGGUGUACCACCUCGGCGUGCUGGGGGAGAGGCUCUAGGGCAGCAGAGAGGGGCUGCUCCCCAUCGCCUGUGCUCCCCCGUGGAGGGGGGGACAGACAUACAGCCCCCAGCUGUACCCCGAGGUGCUGAGAGGGACCCCCUGUCCCAUGGGAUGGCAGUGACAGAGGGACACUAGUGCAGAGAUCCAUGGGCUGGACUAUGAGUCCCUGGUGGGACACAGCCUGUGUGACUGGAUGAAUAAAUGAUGCCCCUGCUC
Molecule: messenger RNA, 1082 nt
Organism: Strigops habroptila (Kakapo)
Lineage: Eukaryota; Metazoa; Chordata; Aves; Psittaciformes; Psittacidae
Gene: NR2C2AP
Product: nuclear receptor 2C2 associated protein
Exons: 5
Coding region: 211-864 (217 amino acids)
Source: RefSeq, a predicted model, not a curated record